Pseudocercospora fijiensis CIRAD86 is the source of this 816-nucleotide messenger RNA. RefSeq lists its product as uncharacterized. The record is from RefSeq and is a predicted model, not a curated record. The transcript is spliced from 3 exons. The annotation marks the transcript as partial. NCBI's taxonomy places the organism in Eukaryota, Fungi, Ascomycota, Dothideomycetes, Mycosphaerellales, Mycosphaerellaceae.
AUGGCCUUGUAUUCGCAUGCGAUCGUCUCGAUCCUAAGAAGAGCUCGUGAAGAGAUCAUCAGCCAUGCUAUUCGCGUCUCAAGAGCCCACAAGUCAGAAAUGGCGCGCCGCAGUGCGCGCCUGUCGGCGGGCAACGGGGGAACACGGCCCCAAGAAGAGGCAACUCCAACAUGCAAAACCUUUCGAUUCCUCGACCUGCCAGCAGAGCUUCGCAACAGAAUCUACUCCUACGCCUUUUCGGGAGACCCAACACCCAAAUACAGCCUCGCCAAAUUCCAGUACCCACCGAUCGCUCUAGUAUGCAAACAGAUGCGCUCCGAGUCGCUGCCGAUCCUCUUCUCGGAGUGUCACUUUAUUCUCACCAUCGGCAGCAACUGUCUCAACGCGCACACCUGGCGCAAUGCUGGUAAUCUCGGACUUCAACGCGGUACAAAGCGGUGCCUGCGAAUUCUAGGCAGCGCUGCGGUCUUCCGACACGUCACGUUCAGGAUUUUUGCCGAGACUCAAGCUCAGGGUGCUCGUGAAUAUCUCGAUCUGAGUAGCCGGCUCCAGAAAGAGAUUUGGGCAACACUGGACAUCCAGACCCAUCCCAAGCCAAAUGUCACUACCUUGAACCAGCUCGGAGGGCAUCCAAACUACUUCUGGUGGAUCCGGCAAUCUGCCAUUCUGCCACAGAUCAAUCUGACGCUCCAAACGGCAGAAAGCCUAGUGAAGCAAAUGUGUGAACGCGAGGAGUUCAAAGGUCUGAGACUCGGCGACCUGGACAAGAUCGCGAAGUGCUUUCGCCUCAAGCUUGAUGCAGCGACGAACGAGAUG